AUAUCAAUUCAUAACAGUGCAGACUGAGAAACGAUGGACAGUACCGUGAUUUUUUUCAAAUUUUUCGCACUGCUGAUGUUCGUCGAUGGAAACGUCAAUUCUGUCGAGCUAACUUCCCAAGAUGGUGUGAGCGUCACUAAAAGAGCGAUAUGUCCAGGAACUUCAACUUGUGUUCUAAUAGAAUCCUGCCCAAUUUUCAACGGAAUAAUCAAUAAGGAUUGCGUAUUAUCCAACAAUAUUGGCGACUUGACUUGUGGGUUCCAAGGUUCGGGGUUGGUCUGUUGCCCCCAGAUGAAUGUGGCUCCCACUUUGCUCCCAGGAAAAAUGGUUGAUGGAAACCGGUGUGGUAUUUCCCAAGUGCAAGGAGAAGGAUAUGAAGGAAUAGGGGCUUAUCCUUGGGUGGUGCGAGUGGGUUUCAGAAAUAUCCUUACCGGAGAAAUGAAAUAUCCUUGCACAGGAUCUAUCAUAAACAACAGGGUUAUCUUAACCGCAGCUCACUGUGCUUUGGCUAAGGCUGAUAAUUACAAAUUGUUCUCUGUUCGCGUAGGAGAAUGGCAAACCAACACAGAAAUAGACUGCGGAGAAGAAUUUUGCGGCCUCCCCGUCCAAGACAUCGCAGUGAGUCAUGUAAUAGUUCAUCCGGGCUAUCAAAAGCAGACCUUCAGAAACAAUAUCGCUCUGAUGGUGUUGAGAACCAAAAUGAACUACACAGUGACUGCUCAGCCAAUUUGUCUGCCAGAAUCGUAUUCAGUGACGAGUAACGAUGGGCUUCUAGUUGGUUGGGGAAAAGCAGCAGGACAACUAUAUGCUCCUCCUAGACAACAGGCGCUGCAUUUACCAAUAAUAAGCAUUCAAGAGUGCAUCAGGGUCUACGGAAGAACUUUACCUGUAACCGAUGAACAAGUGUGCGCCGCUGGAGAGCAGGGGAACGACGCCUGUAGCGGAUUUGGGGGUGCGCCCCUUUUAGUGAGACACGGAGACACACAUUACCAGGUUGGUAUCUUGUCUUUCGGAUCGGACCAAUGCGGCGCUGCUGGAGUGCCAAGUGCAUACACAAAUAUUAAGAAAUACGUGACGUGGAUCAGAGAAAAUGUCCCACAAGUUUACGAGAACUAAUAAGAAAAAUGCGGAUUCUAAAACACGACCUAGUCAAAUACGAAGAAACACAUUUUUUGGAAGAAUAUUUGUACUAAUGCUGAUAUCUACUACAUAGCUAAGUAAGGGUUCCAGAUGCAGAUCAAGUUUCCUGCCGACAUUUUAUCACUUAGUAGCUAAGAGACUGUAACAUUAAAUUUAAUUUAAUUAGAAUGUAGAACGUGAUCUUUGAAAAUUAUACCAAAGAUUGUCAAUACCUCAGAGUAGAGGAAACCCAAUAAACUUUUCAAAAAGA
Messenger RNA from Leptinotarsa decemlineata (Colorado potato beetle), 1390 nucleotides. Its product is annotated as CLIP domain-containing serine protease B4. Gene Ontology annotation, molecular function: serine-type endopeptidase activity. Gene Ontology annotation, biological process: proteolysis. NCBI's taxonomy places the organism in Eukaryota, Metazoa, Arthropoda, Insecta, Coleoptera, Chrysomelidae. The record is from RefSeq and is a predicted model, not a curated record.